CACUCACACGUCAUUUUCGCGCGUCGCUGUCGCUAUCCUCUGGGAAGUCAUGAACAAGAUGGCGUCUGCGUCGGAUCCGCAGGUUGAAGAAGACACCGAGUUGGAUGAAUUAUUGGACAGUGCCCUUGAUGACUUUGACAAGGCAAACGUUCCGCCUUCUGCCCCAGAGGCAGCUGCUGGUCCUAAUGCAGACCAGUCCAGUGGGAAGAAACCCCCUCUGUUGGAGGACACUCAGUUUUUUGAGAACCUGUUUGAAGGAGAGAUGGCAAACCAGGCAAAAGAGGAGUGGGAGAGGGCCAUGGUCGAGCUUGCCCAAGAGGAGCCAGAGCUGCUGCAGCAUUUUCAAAAACUGUCUGACGCAGCAGGGAAAGUUGGCAGUGAUGUAGCUUCACAGCAGGAAUUCACCUCAUGUCUGAAAGACACCCUCAGUGGACUUGCAAAAAAUGCAGACUACUUGCAGAGUUCAGGAUUAGCAGGAGAGGACCUGGCAAAGACUUUAGAAGGACUGGGAUUAGACGACAAUGGAGAAGGAGGAGGAGAGGAUGGAAAUAUUUUACCCAUCAUGCAAUCUAUCAUGCAAAAUCUGCUCUCCAAAGAAGUUCUGUACCCAUCACUCAAAGAGAUUACAGAGAAGUAUCCUGAGUGGCUGAACAGCAACAAAGAGUCCCUCCCUCCUGAGGAGUUCAAUCGUUAUGAGCAACAACACAAGAUCAUGGGAGACAUUUGUUCCCAGUUUGAGAAAGAUGGAGAUCAGGAAAGCGCUUUUGAGAACAUUCUGGAACUUAUGCAGAAGCUGCAAGAUCUAGGCCAACCACCAAAAGAGUUGGCAGGAGACGCGCCUCCUGGCCUGAACCUCAACAUGGAAUCUUUGAAUAUCCCAGGAGCACCUGGGGCAGGACCUGCUGAGCAGUGCUCAAUUAUGUGAUCUCACAAGGCACUAUCAGGUGUUUGCAAUACUGUCUCACAAAAGCUGCUCCAGGAGGAUUUGAUCUGUUCUGUUAUGGAUACUUUCAAGAGGGAGCUCUGUGUGUACAAAUGUACACUGUGGAUGCAGGCAAGACACCAGUGCAGUGACUACCCCUGACAAAAAAGCUUCUUCCUGACUGAUUGAUCAUUCACAAGAGAAGAGCUGCUCUUGGAAUCUAUCACUUAAUUUUAAUCACGUUUUUUGCAGUCUUGCAAUCGGUUAUAAGGCUAAAUUAAUGCCUGGUCAGUUUAGGUCAUCUCACUGUUGCAGGUGAAACAAUUGGAAUUGGCAAGAUGAUAAAACAAUGCUGUACAUGAUUCUGUAAAGUCGUCUUCAGUUCAGUCUAGUGAGCUUGGUGGUUGCAGCUUGAGUACUGAUAACCUGAGACUCACCCUGGUCCUGAGCUCAGUCUUGCCUGUCAGGAGGAGGGUGUGCGCCUGUAAGGGUAAUUGACUUAAGAAUAGAUAGGUCUCACUGAAAAUGGCCUAAAGGUACCACUGUACCUCAGGGUAGCAAUAACUCAAUAACUGUUUCACUCACCUCUGGGGUCUAUUAUUUAUGACGCACUGUGGCAAGUUCUUAAAAUUAAGUGAAUAAUGUAUAUUGUUUUGGAGAGAGACCAUCGGUUUAAUUCACUAACCAUGACAAAAAGAUGGACUAUUAACUAUGUUUACAUAAUCAGCAUCGUCACAAUUUCAGAGAAAUAUUUAUUAACAUUCCCAUUUCCUAGAAAACACUACCAAAACACAUUAGAUGUUGUAUACCAUUCCCAUUCUGAGCUUCUGUCAGUUAGCAAUGGUGUAGCAGUGUCAUAAUAAAGGAGGAUAUUGAUUUUGCUUCCUGUGUGAAAAUAUUCACCAUACCCCGUUACCACUUAUUGAUCUAAGAAGCCAAUAGCUUAUGAUUGAAAAGAAAAUUGAGAUAAGAAAUAACAUGGAAAGUUAAUCUCUGUAAGGACUUAAAGCGAUGUGCCUCCUCAUUUUCUCUGUUGGUGUUAUUGUAUGUUGUACCCUUGUAUAUUGUAUAGAAUUGUGUGUUGUUUGGAUUAUUAAGUUUCAACCAUUUGUUCUAUUGUAAUUAAUCUCUCCCAUAAUGAUCACUGACAGAUACCAAGCUUGCAAGUUUUCAAAGACUGCAGUCGUGUCUAACGACAGCAUAAACGAGCUGCUGUUUAAAUUAAGACAGCUAAUAACAUAGCAAUAACACAUUAAUUAUUAAGGAAUACACAAAUGGCACAGAAAGAAGUUAACACGAAGAGGGACACAAUCUAGCAGCAGUACUCCAAAGGGGACUCCAAAUGUUACCACCUGUUAAUCCCACCACAGUCCCCCCCCCCCAAAAUAAAGGUUGAACCUAUUUCAGUGAUUGAAACGGCAA
Clupea harengus (Atlantic herring) is the source of this 2344-nucleotide messenger RNA. It is a transcript of the gene pex19, whose product is annotated as peroxisomal biogenesis factor 19. The record is from RefSeq and is a predicted model, not a curated record. Gene Ontology annotation, cellular component: peroxisomal membrane; peroxisome. Gene Ontology annotation, biological process: protein import into peroxisome membrane. NCBI's taxonomy places the organism in Eukaryota, Metazoa, Chordata, Actinopteri, Clupeiformes, Clupeidae.